AUGCCGCGGCCGGGGAAAAGUUCGUACAGCGACCAAAAGCCUCCCUACUCUUACAUCUCGCUGACCGCGAUGGCCAUCCAGCACUCAGCGGAAAAGAUGCUGCCGCUGAGCGACAUCUAUAAGUUCAUCAUGGAACGCUUCCCCUACUACCGCGAGCACACGCAGCGCUGGCAGAACAGCCUGCGCCACAACCUCUCCUUCAACGACUGCUUCAUCAAGAUCCCGCGGCGGCCCGACCAGCCCGGCAAGGGCAGCUUCUGGGCACUGCAUCCCGACUGCGGCGACAUGUUCGAGAACGGCAGCUUUCUGCGGCGCCGCAAGCGCUUCAAGGUGCUGCGCGCGGACCACCCUCACCUGCAGGCUGGAAGCACCAAGGGCGCGCCGGGCGCUGGGCCCGGAGGGCACGUGCACCCCCACCACGCGCAUCACCCACACCAUCACCACCACGCCGCGGCGCACCAUCACCAUCAUCACCACCACCCGCCGCCGCCGCCUCCCCCGCCGCACAUGGUGCACUAUUUCCACCAGCAGCCGCCUCCCGCUCCGCAGCCGCCGCCGCCCCUCGCUUCUCCGGAGUACGGCGCCUUCGGGGUGCCGGUCAAGGCCUUGUGCCACUCGGCAAGCCAGAGCCUCCCCGCGGUGCCCGUGCCCAUCAAGCCGACUCCCGCGCUGCCUCCAGUGGCCGCGCUGCCGCCGACGCUCGCUGUCCCCGGGGCCACACCGCAGCCGCCGGCGCAGUCCACCGUGUGCCCGGCGGCCGCCGCCUCGCCCGCCGCCCCCCUGAUGGAGCCCACCGCCCCCGGCGCGGCCGAGACCAAAGGCGGCUCUCUGCACUCCGUGCUGGUGCGCUCUUAG
Odocoileus virginianus texanus is the source of this 855-nucleotide messenger RNA. It is a transcript of the gene FOXB2, whose product is annotated as forkhead box B2. The record is from RefSeq and is a predicted model, not a curated record. NCBI's taxonomy places the organism in Eukaryota, Metazoa, Chordata, Mammalia, Artiodactyla, Cervidae. Gene Ontology annotation, biological process: regulation of transcription by RNA polymerase II; anatomical structure morphogenesis; cell differentiation. Gene Ontology annotation, molecular function: RNA polymerase II cis-regulatory region sequence-specific DNA binding; DNA-binding transcription factor activity, RNA polymerase II-specific.